GCUCGCGGGAUUUUUAACUUUUUUUUUCCCAUUGGCACUCCUCCGUUUGCCAACUUUAUGUGUGCUUCUACAUAUUUACCACCGCAUUCAGUUGAGCUGCUACGCUUUUACCACUCUCGCUGAUGUGGUAUGUCAGGUGGUGCUUCUAGCGUCGAACGGAGCCUGGGAGCCCUGUUUUGGCAUGACAAAUGACGCCGCUGCCCUCACCCUCUUCUUUUGUUGCGAGGCUGCCCUUUUCUUCCAGCGUUAGUCCUCAUGAAAAAGAGAAGGAGGAUUUCAAGAGCCUCGUCCCGCCGGGACGCUCCGAAGAGACGCCUCAGGAGCAGCGCCGACACCUGGCUCUUGAUGGCGCUGUCCAGGUUGGGGGACAUGGCUUCCUCCUCUUCUUGGUGCGCGCUCCGUGCGGGGUGGACAACGCCGUCAGGGAGGCUUUGUUUGGAUAGGCUUGGAUCGGCGUGGAUUGGUAUGGAUCCCGGUCUCGGAUGGAAACCAGCCCACACCGGAGUUUCAGCCCACGUGGAUGCAGAAUUGCGGAUUUGGCUGACGCCGGGUUGGAGCCAAACCCGCUCGAACCACGUCAAUCCAAGGGAGAAAGAAAUAUCCUCACCCGAGGCCGGGACUUUGCUCCCUCCUCGCGACUCUGCCAGCGCUCCCGCAGCACGCGACUCCGCCACCGCUCCCGACUCGCCGGCGAGGGCAACACCACCGCUCGCACUUGAAAAAGGGUUUCAGUACACCGCGGCGGCCGACGAGCCGGCUCCCUUCUCCCCCUGUCGGCAACCGAGACCGGCGGUGGCCGGUGGAUCAGGGUUGGAGUCAGAUCGAGACGGCGGCAAGAUCCUGGGGUCUCCAAGAUCGUGAGGAAUCAAAGCUAUGCUUGGAAGGGGCUCUCCUAAGUUGCAUCUAAUGCAAGCUGCAUCUUUAAAGAAGAAGAGACCAUCACCUAAAGCAAGUGGAAAAGUGGACCGCUCAAGAGCGCAUUGGAAUUUAGGACUUGAAAAAGCAUUGGUUGAGUUGCUCCAUGACUACAACAAUGAUUGCUAUAGGGGGCAAAAUGGAUGGUCUACAGAUGCAUGGAAUAGAAUAGUGAAAUCUUUCCAUCAGAACUUCAAGCAUGUCUCAUUUUCCAGGCAACAGAUUCAGGACAAGGAGAAGGAACUUAAGAGGGAAUAUCGGAUGCUCAAAGAAGCGAGGCAGCAAAGUGGGGCAUCAUGGGAUGAUAAGCUGUGCAUGAUUGUGGCUGAUCCACCUGUCUGGGCAAACAUCAUCACAUCACAUCCAAAGGCUGCCAAGUUCCAGUCCAAGCCUUUUCCUCUAUUUGAGAGAUUAGGAGAGUUAUAUGAUGGCCACACAGCUGAGGGAUCUUUGAACAUGACAUCUCUUGCUGACCCAACACCAUCUGAGCCAAGUAUCACACAAAUGAGUGGUGGUGACGGAUUACAAGCUGAAGAAUUUGAAUCCCCACUGGUGCCUCUUCAUGAUGAGGAUGAUGUGAUGAUAUUAGACCAGCCCAGUAGACCUACUGCAACAAGAAAAGCAAAUGCUCCUGCUGUCCCUAAUGGAGGAAAUAAGGUUCAGAAAAGGCAGAUGGAAGCUGCUAUCUCUCAUGGAGGAAAGAGGGUUCAGAAAAGGCAGAAGGAAGCUGAAGUAGCUCACAUGAUGGAGAAGUAUCUGGAAGUAAAAACUAAGCAAGUUGAAGGUGAGGUUGCAGAGAAAUCAAGGGCAGGAUCAGGAGCGGAUGAGUACUCCAUCAAGCAAUGCAUUAGUGUCAUCAGCACCAUGGUAGAACUCACCGGCGAAGAAAAGGCUGAAGCCUUUGAUAUUUUCAAAGAUGCUCAGAACCGGGAAAUCUUCAUGAAUGCAGAUUCACCAACACGUCUGAUUUGGAUAAGGAAGAAAUGUAUGCAGACAUGAGGGAAACAAUAUUGAGUUUUGAGUGAGAGGAAUAGAAGUGAAAGUGCACCUUUCGUUUCAAGUGCAAGUCUAAGUGGUUUCAGUUCAACUUCUUUCGGCACCGCUGGGAUGCUAGCAAUAUUUUAUUUAUUUAAGAAUCUUGAAAACAAAUGUCUUGUUUCCUAAAUUUGUGUAUGCAUGUGCAAGCCCUAGUUCAAUAUGCUGAUGGUCACGUCUUCCUUACUUAGCCGUGAGCUACUUCGAAACUUGGUGAAGAAUGUUCUGGUAUAUGACCAUGUGAUGUGAUUACAUUCGACAUAUUUUUUUUAUAAUGUUUCAAUCGUUGCUGCACCUUCCAAUACAUUUAUUUUUUAUUUUUUACUGAUGAAAAAUGGCUUCUCUUGCUCAUUUUCUGUUAUUUUUGAAUUUUAGACAUGGAUUUUGCUAGUAUUUUCUUGAAUUUUAGAGCUCGUUUUCUGAUUUUUGUGCUCUCCCAUGGUUCGGUUCUGAAUUCUAGAACACUACCAUUUUGAAUUAUGGUUAAAUAAUCAGUAAAGUCAACGUUGAAUUAGCUUUGAUGAGCAUUAGUAGUACACGAACACAAUAUAAUAAAACGCCAAACUGAGCUAAUUAGGCGCACAAUCCAAAUGAUGCCAGGGAAUCAAGGGAUUGGGUCACGUUGGUGGGAGGGGAUCAACCCAAUCCCUGCGUGGGGGAUUUCUCUCUUGUAUUACUUUCCCCAGCAGCCAAACGAAGCCGGAGAGGGGAAGGCACACGACGCCUGAAGAAGAGGGCGAGGGCAGCAGCGUCAUUUGCCAUGCCAAAAUAGAGCUUCCAGACUCCGUUCCACGCCGGAAGCACCACCUGUCAUGCCACAUCAGCGAGAAUGGUAAAAGUGUAGUAGCUCAACUGAAUGUGAUGGCAAAUAUGUAGGAACAUACACAAAGCUGGCAAACAGAGGAGUGCCAACCAUAAAAGUACAAAAAGUUAAAAAUCCAAAGCUCUCGGCCGCAGUGAGACAGAACAUCAAGGAGUCUGCUACGUCCUAUAUUCUCGCUUCAGCAGAAGUCAAUUUUUUUUACCAAAUAUAUAUAACUAAAUAUUAAUGUUUAUGACAUAUAACCUUCGUAUAAUUAGAUGAUUCUUUGAAUAUAUAUUUUAUAAUAAACAAAUGAUACUAUUUUUCUAUAAAUCUAGUUAAACUUAAAAAGUUUUUUUUUUUACAUAGAGUAUCGAGAAGAAGUGCUGAGACGAGCUCAAUGUACACUUGAGGGCUUGUUUGGAUGCCAUCCAAUUCACUUCAACCUUGUAACGAAUUUUGAAUUAAAUUACACCUCGAUCCACCCUAAUAUAUAUAGAUUGGUGCCAAUCCGACUAUAUCUAAACAAGUCUUGAAUAGAAAAUCAGCGCGACAUCGAGUAGUAUAGCAGCACAUGCAAGCAGAUAUCCACAAAUUUAUUAAUUUCUAUAUAGAACCAUACAUAUGUACAUGUAGCUUGGCUUUCCCCGCGCGCCGUAUAUAUAUAAGAAAAAAAGGCCCAUACACCCUGAACAGGAUCGCUGAAGAUUGAUGAGGGCUACUUACAACCUGACUUUUACAACAAGA
Molecule: messenger RNA, 3499 nt
Organism: Sorghum bicolor (sorghum)
Lineage: Eukaryota; Viridiplantae; Streptophyta; Magnoliopsida; Poales; Poaceae
Exons: 8
Coding region: 874-1914 (346 amino acids)
Source: RefSeq, a predicted model, not a curated record